GGAAGACUGGUGUCUCUGAAGCCACAGCAGGUUUUGCCAAGCCAGUUUCGACGGCGUUUCUUCCGUGUCUCGGGGAACUUCUUUUGCGAGAAAAAGAUGCGCUUCUGGGUAGUAACCUGGAUGCUUCUGGUAUCAUCGCUGGCUGGUGCCAUGGAAAUCCAAGUCCCCGAUGACCCAGUGAUCGCCCUUUUUGGCCGUGACGCCACCUUGCGCUGUUCUUUCUCCCCCGAUGCCAACUUCAGUCUGGCUGACCUCAGCCUCAUCUGGCAGCUGACAGACACCAAGCGGCUGGUGCACAAAUUUGCAGAGGGGCGGGACCAGUUGGCCAACCAAGGGAGGAGCUACGCCAACCGCACCACUCUCUUCUACGACCAGCUGCCCCGGGGCAACGUCUCCCUCCUCCUGCACCGUGUGCAGAUUGCUGACGAGGGGAGUUUCACCUGCUUUGUCAGAGUCCGUGACUACAGCAGUGCUGCGGUGGCGCUUCAGGUUGCAGCUCUCUACUCUAAGCCCAACUUGAGCCUGGAACCCAACAGAAACUUGAAGCCGGGAGACCUGGUCACUGUGACGUGCCACGCCUUCUCUGGGUAUCCGGAGGCGACGGUGCUCUGGCAGGACGGCCGGGGCAACAACCUCACGGAGAACGUCACCACCUCGCAGGUGGCCAACGAUGAGGGCCUCUUCGACGUGCAGAGCAUCCUCCGGGUGGUGCUGGAGCCGCACAGCACUUACAGCUGCCUGGUGAAGAACCCCCUCUUGGAACAGGAGACCCACACUUCCGUCACCAUCACAGGCCAACAUCUUGUGUUUCCAGCUGUGGCUCUCUGGGUAAGCGUGGGGUUGGCUGUAUGCCUCCUCUUCCUGCUGGGCGCCCUGGCCUACGUGUGUCAGAAGAAAAUCCGCCAGAGCUGCAAAGAAGAGAAAGAGAGGGCUGAGGAACAAGAGGACGGAGAAGGACCCAAGACAGCUCUGCAGCCUCUGAAGAACAUGGAAAUCAAAGAAGACAUUGGAGAAGAAAUCGACUGAUGCAAAUGGAAGGAGAGUCGCUAACUACACUCCCGAGCUCCCAGACUGUGUCCCUUCGGAUCCUUCUCCGGUGAUGGAAUGUGGGGGAAACGGUGGACAAAAUGAGAAGUGCGGCCUCGUCUGGAGCUUGCAGCUUGGUACCGUUUGGCUGCAGGGUCCUCUCCUCUCUCUUAUGCGCAGAUAAACCCUGGAUCCACCCGGCUACCUCGAUGUCGGGGUGUUGUCCUGCUUCUAGAAACCAAGUGGAACACUCCGUGUUCUGUUUCGCCACACGUGGAUUCCCAGCGCCCCUUUUUCCUGGUUUUUAUCUUUUGUACUGUGCUGUCGGUUCACUAUCACUGAUGGGCCUCAUCGGUGGAUACAAAGCGGAACCGUGUUCUGCUCAGAUGGGAGCAAUUUGGAUCUCCGUGUACUACAGAAGACGGCAGUGAUCGUGGAGAGUAUCUUAGCGCAGCAAGAAGCAAGAUGGCGGUACUUAGAGCCGUUUGAGCAUCGGAAGGCUCGAAUCUGCUCCCUGAAUAUUGUCUGUGAUCUUGUGUAGACUGUUUUUGCCUUUGUCUCUAUAGGGGAGGGUUCCCUUGCCAGCAUGAAACUUAGCUGCGAGAGCUGCCAGAAAUUUGUCCUACACAAUGACGAUUGUAUGCAAAUACUUUUACUUCCUUUCAGGGGAAAAUGGCAACCCGAUACAGGGUUGGUCGAUGCUCUCACAUACAAUGGAAGCACAUUUUUGGCUUUGAGAAGUCACAGGUACAAUUGCUUAUCUCUCUCUUUCUCCCCUUUCUGCAAUUGGGGAUAAAUCAUGCAAUUGUACUUUCAAGGGCAGAAUUUUGUCUCCAUUCU
Messenger RNA from Heteronotia binoei (common prickly gecko), 1866 nucleotides. It is a transcript of the gene CD276, whose product is annotated as CD276 molecule. The coding region runs from base 97 to 1026 and encodes 309 amino acids. The transcript is spliced from 7 exons. Lineage: Eukaryota; Metazoa; Chordata; Lepidosauria; Squamata; Gekkonidae. The record is from RefSeq and is a predicted model, not a curated record.